ACCCCCACGGUGUGCCCUGGGGCAUGUGCCGGGGAGGUGGCAGACCAGGAAAGGGUGAGUCAGGCCUGGGAGUAGCUGGAUUAAUCUUAAGUGCCGAUAAAAGUCGAAGAGGAAAUAAAUGAGUGAGGCAGCGUCAGUCAGAGACGGAGCCGUCUGGGGAAAACCGAAUAGGAGCAGACGGGAGUGGCCGCCGCUGGCGCCGGGACCCAAAACCCACCUCACCAAGGGCAGGACUUCUCCUGACCUCUGCUUCUUGGUGCCAUGAAGCUACUGGACUCCUGGGUCUCCUUAUGGCCAUCCCUCUUCAUCACCCUUUGCCUGCUGGUUAUCCUGACGGCCUCUGCCUUAUUAUGCCUGGACAGCCAGUUCCCCAUCCUAGGGUGGAGGAACCCCUCGCUCAAUGACCCAAGGCAGAGUCCAUCUGCUUCCAGCACGGAGCGGGGCAUGUGGACCGUUAACUCUGCUGGGCGCCUGGGGAACCAGAUGGGGGAAUACGCCACCCUCUACGCCCUGGCCAAGAUGAACGGGCGCCAGGCCUACAUCCUCCCGGAGAUGCACCAGCAGCUGGCGCCGCUCUUCCGCAUCACCCUGCCCGUGCUCUCCAGCGACAUGGUCCAGAACAUCCCGUGGAAGGACUAUGAGCUCCACGACUGGAUGUCGGAGGAGUACAGGCACAUCGAGGGGACCUUCUACCACCACCUCCGGCAGGAGAUCCUCCAGGAAUUCUCCUUCCACGACCACGUCAAGGAGGAGGCCAACCGGUACCUGGCCGGGCUGCGUGGGCAGCGCCGGAACGUGACCUACGUGGGCGUCCACGUCCGGAGGGGGGACUACGUCCGGGUGAUGCCCCAGGUCUGGAAGGGGGUGGUGGCGGACAAGGCCUACCUGGAGAAGGCCAUGGGCUACUUCCGGGCCAAGUACCAGGAGCCGGUCUUCGUGGUGACCAGCAACGGGAUGGAGUGGUGCCGGGAGAACAUCGACGCCUCGCGGGGGGACGUGUAUUUCUCGGGGGACGGGAAGGAGUCGUCGCCGGGGAGGGACUUUGCUCUCUUGGUCCAUUGCAACCACACGGUCAUGACCAUCGGGACCCUCGGCAUCUGGGCCGGUUACCUGGCUGGGGGGGAGACCGUCUACUUGGCCAACUACACCCUCCCCGACUCUCCCUUCCUUGAGAUAUUCAAGCCUGCGGCCGCCUUCCUGCCCCAGUGGAUCGGGAUCAACGCCGAUCUCUCCCCGCUGUGGAGCGGGAAUUCUGGCUAAAGGAGCUAAGCCGAUGGGAUCCACCCACUGUCGCGUGGCCGAUCUGCCCAGGACUGGACACCUGGAAUCCCCGAGCCAGUGACCUACAUCAAUGCUGGGAAUCUUCACAGUGAUGGA
Messenger RNA from Mauremys reevesii (Reeves's turtle), 1377 nucleotides. Its product is annotated as galactoside alpha-(1,2)-fucosyltransferase 2-like. The coding region runs from base 262 to 1260 and encodes 332 amino acids. Gene Ontology annotation, cellular component: membrane. The record is from RefSeq and is a predicted model, not a curated record. Gene Ontology annotation, biological process: carbohydrate metabolic process. The transcript has 2 exons. Lineage: Eukaryota; Metazoa; Chordata; Testudines; Geoemydidae. Gene Ontology annotation, molecular function: galactoside 2-alpha-L-fucosyltransferase activity.